Cimex lectularius (bed bug) is the source of this 3068-nucleotide messenger RNA. RefSeq lists its product as uncharacterized. NCBI's taxonomy places the organism in Eukaryota, Metazoa, Arthropoda, Insecta, Hemiptera, Cimicidae. Gene Ontology annotation, biological process: protein dephosphorylation. Bases 134 to 2737 code for a protein of 867 amino acids. Gene Ontology annotation, molecular function: polynucleotide 5'-phosphatase activity; protein tyrosine/serine/threonine phosphatase activity. The record is from RefSeq and is a predicted model, not a curated record. The transcript is spliced from 9 exons.
CGCCGCGCCGUCUUGUUUUUCCUCAAUAGUCACGACUUCCAAAGUUCCAUUUCCAUUAGUCAGUUCCAGUGGGACGGUUUGUUAAAUUUUAAAAGUGAAAGUUCGUCUUCUUCAAAUCCGUUCUUCCGUCAAAAUGGUAAAACUGCCUGAAAGAUGGGAGAAUUAUUCUGCAAUGGGCAGUCGAAUUCCUGGGACAAGGAUUAUUGCAUUCAAAGUCCCAUUGAAAGAGCAUGUAGUGCAGAACCUGCCGCCCGAGGAAAGGUUUACCAUUCCGAUUCUCCUGGAGAAAGUUUCCAACUUGGGGCUAAUUGUGGAUUUGACAAUGACGGUCAAAUACUACUCUCAUAAUGAAGUGGUUAAGAAGGGUGUCAGCUACGCUAAAAUUCGUUGUCCCGGUCAGCAACUGCCGAAUGAUUCUCUUGUUUACAGGUUUUUCGACAUUGUUGACACAUAUUUAGAAGAUCACAAAAACGACAACACGCUGAUUGGUGUACACUGUACUCACGGAGUUAAUAGAACUGGUUACUUGAUUUGCAGGUACUUAAUGCAAAGACUAGGCUACUCCAGCAAUGAUGCUUUAAAACUGGUUGAGCAUGCGAGAGGUCAUGGAAUCGAACGCAUUCCUUAUAUAAAACACCUGCAUAGCCUGACUCCGGGCCGUCAUUCUUACUUGUUCAGAAGGUCUAAGGACAUAAUCCAACCGUGGCUACCGAUAAGAGGAGGAGAUGUAGACUGGAGGGAAAAUAAAGAAACGGUAGGAAAAGGUAAGGAAUCAUUAAACUUCCAUCGAGGUAAGAUGGGGGUAAGAGGUGGUGAUGACAUCGUGAAGGAAAAGGGCAGAGGACGAGAAAGGGAUAGGCCUUCGACUUCGCAGAAUAUCAGUGUGGCCCAAGAAUAUCAAGAUUCCUGGGGUCCUCCGAGCGAUAAUUUUUUACCCGGAAGAAAACAAACCAGGACUGAAUCCGGCAUGGAUGAUAAUUUUUAUGGAAGGGGAUCUGAAAAAAGGAGAAUGGAUUUCCUGGUUGAAAGCGGAAGAGUUAAGGAAGACGAUAGUAGGUUCGCAAAACACCACGAACGUUAUGCUUCAACUUCAUAUUAUCAUAAUACUAUGGAAAAGAAAACAUUUUCAGAAUAUAACGAUCCAACCUCGACUAAACCGUAUUACAAAAUUCCGACAUACGGCCCCAAUCCAAAUUUUGGGAAGCUUGACGAAAUCGAAUUGGACAGGCCGCAUCAGUUUUCGGCAAAGGAUCAUUCAUCUUUCAGGCAAUCUGGGAAACGUCACCCAGACACGGGAUAUACCAGGAAUAAGAAAAGCGAGGAAUACAACUUUUCCGGGCGACAGGAUUCUGAUUUCAGAGGAAAAUUUGAUGCGAAUUUUUCGCGGGGUAGUUGGGAUGACAGAGAAGCUCAUGGCUCUAGAUCCUCCCACUACGGCUAUAAAGAGAGAGAGAUUCUUCCUAAAGACCGUGUAACAAUAGACGUUACAGAACGAAAGCUUCUCGGCGAAGAACUAAACGAACACGAUCGUCAUUGGGUGUCUAACAAAUACAGCAAGGCUAUGGAUAAUAGGAGACUGAUGAUGCCUUCGUUCGAUAGAUACGACGGUAAACCGCGCCCUGAGCAGGGAGGGAAGAGAGACACAUCUUGGGAAAGGGAAGACAAAAUUAUGCCCAGAGAGGCGAGAGAUUACGGCCAAAGAGAAGAGCGAUUCGUCGACGAACACAGCUACGGUCCCGUUUACAAGAGAAGGAAUAUAGGAAGGAGAUUUUCAGAAGAAGAUAGGAAUCGGGACCCCGUGUAUGUCGCAGAACAUCCGAAUCAUUAUGACCGCCCACCCUUUUCCGAUGGCGACUACAGCCGUAAUGAGAGAUAUGACGACUAUGAUCACCGAAGCGGGAGAGGAGAACGAAUCGGUGGCCAGGCACGUGAAAGCCCUUUCACGGCGGACAAGUUUAAAGGACACAGUUCAUACCAUGGCAGUAUCAAUUACCUUGAUAAGGAUGUCCACCCUCGGGAUGCACAUAAGAUAGACGCAUAUGGAUAUUCGCCAGAUUUAGCCCGACAGCCACAUCAUCCGGGCAUUCAGCCCGCCCCUUACAGUGGUGUGCGUUCGAAUCGAAGUGAUUCGUUGGAACACCACCGUCCUAGUGUGGUUCGAGAGCAAGAACGCUUGAGGGGUUUAGAUCAGGAAUACGGGAACUUCGACUUUCCGACGGGGAUACAGGCAGAAGUCUAUCCACCCGUGGUCGUCGAUCGCGGAAUAAACAAAACUCCGAGCGUUUGCAGGUCGCUUUCCCCUUUGCCUAGAGCGAAUCCUGCGAGAAUCUCCAGAGACAAGUCGCCGGAAGAUCUGAGGGAAGAAAUACGCCGGACGAGAGCCAGGCCUUCAACAGGCGAAAUUCAUCAUUGGGAAAGAGGGAGGCGGGAUUCGCGCACACCCUCCCGUCAUCAUCGAGCCCUCGUUUCGGCGGAAGCGCUGGACUGCAGAGAGCUCAUCAAUCAAAAGCGAUCGAUCAACUACGACGAGAGGGAUGAAGCCGAUGCGAUGGAUGAAAAAUGGGGUCGUCCGCCCCAUUGGGACGGCCCGCCGCGAGACGUCCAGAAAGUGAGCGACAAACUGCCAUUUAGCAAACAACGUUUGGACAUGCCUCAUGAAAAUCUGGGAAGAAAACCAAUACAGCGCAAUAAGGUUUUCAAUAGAUUAGACAGGUCCAGAAGACCCUGGCGUCGCUAAUUUUUUAAAUUGUUCAUUUUUAAACCGAAAUCAUUAUUUGACUGAUUAUCUUUGUGUGACAUUCGAUUUAUUCUUAAAUAUAAGGCACUUUUGCCUUCUACUAGAAAAAUUGCACUCAUUUUUUAAUUAUUUCCCUCGAUAAAUUCCAACAUUAUUGGUUCUUACCAAUUUUGCAAGUUUAAAAAAUAUAGUUUUAUUGUUUCUCAGUAGUAUUUGUUUUAAAAAAAGAAAAAAUAUAGGCCAUGAAGUCAAAUUCGAGAAACGAUACACCAUUAUAUUUGUAGAUGUGUCUAAGGAUUAUAGACAAUUUGAAUUAAACAGGACCUUUUAA